AUGAAAUGUCACAUUUAUGCUUCCAAACAACACUAUAAGCUUCUGGUUGAUGAUGUCAACUUAAUUGAAUCUGGGCGUGUGACUCUACCGGCUUAUAAUUCUACUUCAGAAGGCUCAACAGGCAAUGCUAGUGAUGAAGGAGCUGGCAAGAAGGGUGGCCAACCUUGGAAUUCGAACAGCGAGUCUAAUAAUGAAUCUAAGGCUUCAAGAUCAGAUCAGGAACGGCGUAAGGGUAUUGCUUGGACAAAAGAUGAACACAUGUCAGUUUAUUGUUUACUUAAGUAUUUAGAGAACCUGGGUAUGGUUAUAUAUGGCUGUAGUAAACUUCAUAAGCUUUACAGGAGUUUGUUGAGAGGAAGGACAAUGGGAAGAUGGCUGAAGGAUCAAAAGGAGAGAAAAAAGCAGGAAAUUAGGACUCAUAAUGCUCAGUUGCAUGCUGCAGUAUCCGUGGCAGGCAUAGCUGCUGCCGUUGCGGCCAUUACAGCUUCAAUAGAGUGUACAUUGUAG
This is a messenger RNA of Arachis duranensis, 507 nucleotides long. RefSeq names its product transcription factor SRM1-like. NCBI's taxonomy places the organism in Eukaryota, Viridiplantae, Streptophyta, Magnoliopsida, Fabales, Fabaceae. The record is from RefSeq and is a predicted model, not a curated record. The coding region runs from base 1 to 507 and encodes 168 amino acids. The transcript is spliced from 2 exons.